Messenger RNA from Talpa occidentalis (Iberian mole), 1296 nucleotides. It is a transcript of the gene CRELD2, whose product is annotated as cysteine rich with EGF like domains 2. The record is from RefSeq and is a predicted model, not a curated record. NCBI's taxonomy places the organism in Eukaryota, Metazoa, Chordata, Mammalia, Eulipotyphla, Talpidae. The transcript is spliced from 10 exons. Gene Ontology annotation, molecular function: calcium ion binding. Bases 1 to 1053 code for a protein of 350 amino acids.
AUGCGCCCGCCGGCCGCGCUGGGGCUGCUGCUGCUGCUGCUGCUGGCGCCGCCGGGCCGGGCCGACCCGAGGCCGCCGCCCUGCCCGCGCUGCCGCGAGCUGGUGGACAAGUUCCAGCGGGGGAUGGCGGACACCGCCAAGAAGAACUUCGGGGGCGGCAACACCGCCUGGGAGGAGCGGACGCUGGCCAAGUACGAGUCCAGCGAGGUGCGCCUGCUGGAGAUCCUGGAGCGGCUGUGCGGGGCCGGCGACUUCCAGUGCAACCAGAUGCUGGAGGAGCACGAGGAGCGGCUGGAGGCCUGGUGGCUGCGCCUGAAGAAGGAGCACCCCGACUUGUUCGAGUGGCUCUGCGUGAAGACCCUGCGCGUCUGCUGUCCUCCAGGGACCUACGGCCCUCACUGCCUGGCAUGCCAGGGUGGCUCCGAGCGGCCCUGCAGUGGGAACGGCCACUGCAGCGGUGACGGCAGCAGACAGGGCGACGGGUCCUGCCAGUGCCACAUGGGGUACCGGGGGCCCCUGUGCACCGACUGUGUGGACGGCUACUUCCCCGCGCUGAGGAAUGAGACCCACAGCAUCUGCACAGCCUGCGACGAGUCCUGUAAGACGUGCACGGGGCCCACCAGCCAGGACUGCGAGCAGUGCGAAGUGGGCUGGGCGCGCCAGGACCCCGGGGGCGCCUGCCUGGAUGUGGACGAGUGCGCGGCCGAGACGCCCCCCUGCGGCGACGGGCAGUACUGCGAGAACACCAGCGGCUCCUACUCCUGUGAAGGGUGUGACGCGACCUGCGUGGGCUGCACCGGCAGGGGCCCCGGGCAGUGCAAGGAGUGCGUCCCCGGCUACGCCAAGGAGGACGGCCAGUGUGCAGAUGUGGACGAGUGCUCGCAGGCGGCGCCGUGCAGGCGGGAGGGCGAGAACUGCUACAACACGCCCGGGAGCUUCGUGUGCGUGUGUCCCGAGGGCUUUGCGGAGACGGAGGACGCCUGCGUGCCGGCUCAGACGGCCGCGGCAGCAGGAGACGGCCCGGACCAGCCGCCCUCCCGGGAAGACCUGUGACCCCUGCGAGUGCCCGAGCCCCCGAGCCCGGGCGUCUGGCCGGCGGGCGGAGCGGAGCCUGCUUGGAGACAGUCGACACCCGUCAGGCCCGCGAGGAGCUGCGUUUCUGGGUUGUUGAACAGAUUCGUCUAUUUUGAUACUGUUGUUUGUAAUAAAGCCGACGUGGCCGAGCCCGGCUUUUGUCUCGCCGGGAAGAGGAGGCACCGCCCGGCCAGCCACUCGGGGCUCAGCCUGUGGUCAGGA